AACCAGCGGCCUGCCGGACUGGCUUGCGGAAGACUGUUCCCUCUCGCAAUCCUCUUCCCACCCUCAUUAUCCAUUCCCAAGCUUUUUGACCGCUACCAGAAUCUUCCCCUCCAUCCACGUGUGUAAACUCAGUCGUCAAGCCCUCGGCUUGGGCUGGCGCAGGUGCUCAUUCUCCUGCCUUUGUCAUGGCAGGCAGCGAGCGGCAAACGCUUGCGCGAGCAACAGCAGGCGCGCUGAGGUGAACGAAUGAUGGCAUUCAAAUGAGCGACAGGCAGCCGUCCAGGCAGGAGGAAAAUGCGUGCGAGCGAGCCACGCGCGCAGGUCGAGCUGAGCGAGGCCGUGACGUCAUGUCGUGCGCGAGACUUGCGAUCGAGGGGCGGCUCAUGCGUGCAGCCGGGUAUGCAUCCAAGCAUGCGAAGGAAGCAUUUAGACUGUGCGGAAGACGUCGGGAUUCGUGCGCAUCGUGGUGGUUUUUCGGAGGUUGUCAAGGUGGUGGGGGUGGCGCCGGGUCAUUCCCGAGUGGGCUGCCUCGGCGAAGCGGUCGCUACCGCCGCUUUCACUGCCACGCUACCCUGCGCCGUGGGCAAAUGAGGAUCUGUGAACGUCCAGACGGCACCGUUGUACUGUAGCCCUUGCAAGUUAGCCCUAAACAAGACCUUGGAG
Molecule: messenger RNA, 663 nt
Organism: Aplosporella prunicola CBS 121167
Lineage: Eukaryota; Fungi; Ascomycota; Dothideomycetes; Botryosphaeriales; Aplosporellaceae
Exons: 1
Coding region: 261-629 (122 amino acids)
Source: RefSeq, a predicted model, not a curated record